CAAUCUUCCUGCCAUUUGCCAACAAAUCUGCCUACAUUUUUUUCUGCCAUUAUGUGCCAUUGUAAAAUGGAUCUGGGCAAAGGGUGCUGAUAAAACACAGUUUUCUUCUUAAUUUAUAUAGAACAAUCACAAAAUUAGAUUCCAAAAUGAGCGUCUUUAAAUCAGCCAUGGGCUAUUUUAGCUCAGGAGGCGCUAACGGUGGCAGUGAUAAUGAUUUUGUUGGUCAGUUUGUUGAAAUAGGAAAUAUGAAAUUGAGAGUUAAAAAGGUGAUCGCAGAAGGUGGUUUUGCUUUUGUGUUUGUUGCUCAAGAUGUAUCUACUGGCACAGAAUAUGCCUUGAAAAGGCUCAUGGCGGCCGACGAACAGGCUAACAAAAACAUUAUUCAAGAAAUUAGCAUAUUAAAAAAGUUAUCGGGUCAUCCUAAUGUAAUCAAGUAUAUAGCAGCAUCUUUUAUUGAUAAGUCGAAGACGUCACAUGGGAUGGGAGAGUAUUUAUUGUUGACGGACCUGUGCAGUGGGGGAAGCUUGAUGGAAGCUCUCCAGAACAGGGGGCAGGCGUUCCCCCUUCCAACCAUACUUAGGGUGUUCUACCAGACCUGCCGGGCGGUGCAGCACAUGCACGCCCAGGUCCCCCCUAUCGCACAUCGUGAUCUCAAACUAGAAAAUUUCUUAAUAUCCAAUGAAGGUACCAUAAAAUUAUGUGAUUUUGGCUCAGCCACAACAGAUAUUUAUACUCCAAAUCCUUCUUGGAGUGCAAAUCAAAGGAAUAUGUUAGAAGAAACGUUGGCCCAAUUCACCACUCCUAUGUACAGAGCACCAGAAAUGUUAGACACUUGGGACAAUCGCAAAAUUGAUCACAGUGUAGACGUAUGGGCCCUAGGAUGCAUUCUCUAUACACUGUGCUAUAUGCAACAUCCAUUCGAGGAUUCUGCUAAACUUGCAAUUCUAAAUGGAAACUAUAAUCUUAACCCCAAUGAUCAACGCUAUAAAUGUUUUCAUGAAGUUAUAAGUGGUUGCCUAACAGUGAACCCCGAGGAGCGCUUGACAAUAAGUAGUGUGCUGGAGCGAUUGGCGGCGAUAGCGGAGUCCAAUAAUGUCAAUCUCAAGCAACCACUCAAAUUUGAGCGUAAAAAAGUUGAACAAUCUGUGGCCACUAGCUCGCCAGCGAGCAAAGAGCCCGUGGCGAAUAGCCAGGAGGUGCCGAACUCCCGCCCUCCGGAGCCGGCGCGUCCCCCGCCCCCCGCGCGUCCCCCGGCCGCGCCGCACUACCAACCUCCUUUGCCGCCAACUCCUGCGAACUCUGGCGGACUUUUCUCGUCUAUUAAAGGAGGUGCUGGCAGCUUCCUGAAGAAUUUGAAGGAUACCUCUUCGAAGGUUAUGCAAACUGUGCAACAGUCUAUAGCUAGAACAGAUUUGGAUAUUAGCUACAUUACUAGUCGUAUAAUUGUGAUGCCUUAUCCUUCGGAGGGCUUAGAAAGCGCUUACAAAACUAACCAUAUUGAUGAUGUUAGGGCAUACUUAGAAAGUCGUCACCCCGGUGGUAAAUACAGUAUCUACGUGGCUUGCAAAGGCUGUCGGCUAUCAUUCCCUCGUCACGUGCCGGUGACAGACGCUGGUCGGGCUCUGUGGCCGACGCCGGCGCAUCGCGCACCAAUGUUGGCGCCAAUGUAUGCGUUGUUGCAACAUAUGUACCAGUAUUUGGGGAAGGAUGAGAGACAGGCGGCUGUUAUUACUUGUCAGGAUGGCAAGCAAAUGUCGUGUAUGCUAGUAUGCGGGCUACUCCUAUACGCGAAGCUAGUGACGGUACCAGAAGACGCGCUGCAAAUGUUCGCGGUGAAACGAUCGCCGAUCAACAUACCGCCUAGCCAUCUGAGAUACUUGUACUAUCUCUCUAAUAUUAUUAGACCAGAACCAAUUCUCCCGCACUUCCGACCAGUGAGCCUAGUAUCUCUCACGAUACAACCAGUGCCACUGUUCACUAAGGCCCGCGACGGUUGCCGGCCGUACAUAGAGAUAUACAACGAGGAUAGAAUGCUCCUGUCUACCUUGCAGGACUAUGAUAGACUGCAUUUGUACACCAUGGCUGAGGGGAAAGUAACCCUCCCCCUAGACACGACAGUGGUAGGCGACGUGGCGGUGUGCGUGUACCACGCGCGGCAGCAGCUCGGCCGCGUGCACUCCGUGCCAGUGCUGUCGCUGCACUUCCACACCGGCUUCCUGCCGCCUGAACACCAUCACAUCAAGUUCAACAGGUCUGAAAUCGACGGCAUAGACGACUCGUUACCCGUAAACGACCACUUCUCAAACAACACCACUGCUAUAAUAAGCUUAGUGGUACAAAACGGAGAGCGUCGGAAGCCUCGCUCCGAUCUAUGGGAGGAAGAUCACUCGUUCCCUAUCAGGACUCCCGAUGUGUUGUUCUCCACUAACUUGGAGAGAGAUGAGACUAUUGAUAAUUUUGCGAAUCUCCGCAAGAAUCCCGCUGGAGUACCAAAAACAAUGACAGCAGACUACCCGGCACGCGAACCAGAGCCACCAACUCGGCCGUCGCGUCCGUCCCGGCCUGCGCCCCCCUCCCCCGUACCUCCUACCCGGCCUCCUCCCCCCACCCAGGCCCAACCUGACCCCACCCCUUCAGAAAACACUGCAGACUUCCUAAACCUCAACUCCAGUGCCCCUCAAGAACCGAAGCCGGAGAAAAAGUUGAAGAGCGAAGACUCUUUUGACUUCUUCGGAAUGAUGGAGAAGCAGACCGAUGAUGGGUUCGGUGAUUUCCUCAGUGUUAAUAAGGGGGAGAAAGCUCAGGCAUUCACAUCGGAGUCCAUAUUCGGCGACCUCCCCGCCCCGCCUACGGAGUCGGCCGAGGUGAAAGCGAACGUGAACUCCAGCGACCCGCUCAACUUCGAUCCCUUCGGCCUCAACGAUCCAUUGCCUAAGAUUGAACCGCUGCUUACACCACAACUUAUACAGGAAGAAGGUCGUUCUCAAAGCGUGCCUCUGGACCGUGCUCAGCCCGGCACCACACAGAAAGCGGAUCCAUUCGCGUCACUCGGCACGCUAGCUGGCGCGGUGCCCACACCAGCCGCCACGCUGAGCGCGGCGGGCAGCGCCGCGGGAACUCCGCGAGCGUCGCCCGCUCAUACUCCGGCACACAUGCCGCAUACGCCACAACAUCAGCCUGAUUACAACCGUGCUCAUUUCGAACCAGCAAAAACUCCAGCUGAUGACAAACCUCGGAAGCCAAUGGACGUGUUUGGUGAUCUCCUGGGCAGUCAAGGUUACGACUUCGCGGCCAAGAGGGACACUGGCCCCAAGACCAUGAACGCCAUGAGAAAGGAGGAAAUGGUCAAGGAUAUGGACCCGGAGAAAUUGAAAAUUCAUGAAUGGACGGAGGGUAAAAAGGCGAAUAUCCGCGCUCUUCUCUGCUCGCUACAUACCGUGGUAUGGGACGACUGUCGCUGGACACGCUGCGACAUGUCGCAACUCGUCACGCCCGCUGACGUCAAGCGGAACUAUAGGAAGGCCUGUCUCGCUGUGCAUCCUGAUAAGCAAAUGGGCACAUCCAACGAGAACAUAGCAAAAAUGAUCUUCAUGGAACUGAAUAACGCGUGGAGCGACUUCGAGAACGACGCCAAACAACAAAACCUGUUCCAGUCCUAAUUGUAAUGGCAGCUAACAUUACCACUAAACACGGAGUAGUGAAUACUAUGGACUCACUCGUAUAGUUCCCUCUAUAUUCCCUGAACAUUCGAGCUAGAAUAAUGACGCAUCUGCGGUCUUAACCACUUCAUCUAUUCAUUACUCCGUUACAAACAAUACUAAUCCAGUAUAAUAAUAGCAAAAUUAUGUUUAUUUAGAUAGACCCAGCUAACGGCGUGUAUUCAGAAAGCAAGUUGGAAAUAUAAGAAUCUAAACGCUUCACGCGGAUAUGUCUUACCGCUAGAGUUAACGGGAAAUCGCUAAGUAAGUUUAAAUUAGAAUUGUGAUAAAUUCUUGAAUAGUUUAUUGAAUCAGAUGUUAAUAACUUUGUGGAUAUGCAUCUUACAUUGAUAUUUGGACGUAGCCCCAAUUAAUAAAGGCUUUUUAGUAGAUCUUUGAAAUGUCUCGUAUUGAAUAUAUUUAUUGCAUUAUGUAUAAUAUAAAUGUUGUCGAUUUAAAUCCAGUUUUGCAGAAAGGUUCUACAAAACUGUGUUUCAAACACUAGAUGUAGCGUAUUAUUUUGUGUGGGACAACAUAAUUUUUUUAUUUAGUCAGUUUCACUUUCAAUCCGAUUUUAAGUAUUAAUAGAAUUUCAUACACGAUUGCGAAUAGUUCUGAUUAGCAAUCGAUGCGAUACCAAAACAUUUCGUGAUAUCAAUCGUCUUAACAGUAUUGACUCGUAUCUGAUUUCAGUAGAUUUAUGAUCGCACAAGGUACAUA
Helicoverpa armigera (cotton bollworm) is the source of this 4418-nucleotide messenger RNA. RefSeq names its product cyclin-G-associated kinase (gene aux). Bases 147 to 3659 code for a protein of 1170 amino acids. Gene Ontology annotation, biological process: protein phosphorylation; regulation of clathrin-dependent endocytosis; positive regulation of Notch signaling pathway. Gene Ontology annotation, cellular component: cytoplasm. The record is from RefSeq and is a predicted model, not a curated record. NCBI's taxonomy places the organism in Eukaryota, Metazoa, Arthropoda, Insecta, Lepidoptera, Noctuidae. The transcript is spliced from 19 exons. Gene Ontology annotation, molecular function: protein serine/threonine kinase activity; ATP binding; AP-2 adaptor complex binding.